Molecule: messenger RNA, 2172 nt
Organism: Anoplopoma fimbria (sablefish)
Lineage: Eukaryota; Metazoa; Chordata; Actinopteri; Perciformes; Anoplopomatidae
Gene: ppp1r14aa
Product: protein phosphatase 1, regulatory (inhibitor) subunit 14Aa
Exons: 4
Coding region: 11-487 (158 amino acids)
Biological process (GO): regulation of phosphorylation
Cellular component (GO): cytoplasm
Molecular function (GO): protein serine/threonine phosphatase inhibitor activity
Source: RefSeq, a predicted model, not a curated record
CAGACCAGCCAUGGCAGCCGAUCGGACUGAGGCGGACGAACUGAAUUCAUCGGAUCCGGGGUUGUUCCUGGACCACGGCGGUUCCAUCCCGAAGAGGCACGCCCGGGUCACCGUGAAGUACAACCGGAGGGAGCUGCAGAGGCGGCUGGACGUGGAGAAGUGGGUCGAUGAGAGCCUGGACCGGCUGUACUCGGGUCAGGAAGGGGAUAUGCCAGACGAGGUGAACAUUGAUGACCUGAUUGACCUGCCUAAUGAUGAGGAGCGAGUCAAAAAGUUACAGGAGCUUCUUCGAAGGUGCAGUAACAACACAGAGACCUUCAUCAGAGAGCUGGUGGCGAAGCUGGAGGGAGUUCACAAGCAGGACGAGCUGCAGAGUGAGGGCAUCGAGCAUCCGGUCAUCUGCCACAGCCACCCCCGCCACGAGCCCUACCACUUUAACAACCCACAACACUCCCAGCACACCCGAGGCCAGAACCAGACUCUCUGACGCCGCCCCCCACCCCCCAUCCGUGCACUUCAACCGUGACACAGUGCACUUGCUGCCAUGACGCGACAACAGAAAACAACAGGUCUGUUGUACUGUGGAAGGCAAAGAAGGAAAAGAAUUGCCCUAAAAAUCUCACUAAUUAAGAUGUUUUAUCUUGUGGAGUCACUGCUACUGCAACUUCACAGUGAUGAUGAAGCUUGAGGAAGUCACUGCUCCUGACUGAGAAAUAGUCCUGCACAUAGCCAACAGUUUUUACUUUGCGCAUAAUGUCAAACUAUUCCUUUAACCACUUAAAAUAAAAGCUAUUUGUGACAUUUCUCAUGAGUGGAUAAUAGAGUGCUGCAGGAAUGAGUCCUAGACCUCCUGAAGAGGUUAGCAUAGAUGCUAAUAGCAUCAGUUAUAUCAGAAUUGGAGAGUAUUUCUUCAUUGAAAGAAGAGCAAAGAACGACACUGAAGUAUUUUCUUGAUAGAAUAGAGGUUUUCGCUCUUCUACCGACUUAAUGCAGUUUGAUUGACAGGUGGUUCAUCCAAUCACCUGCCAGGUAUUUCUGGUGCCUAUCCUUUGCCAGGCAGUUUCCAAUGACUGCUAUUCAGAUGGUUCGUUGCAACAAACCAUCUGGCAGGUCAAGAUUUUGUAUUCAGUCAGAACGAGUGACGAACUAGUAUAGCAAAGGAUGUGGUAUAAACAAACACAGGACUUUGGUCCAGGAGACCUCGGUUUGAGUCCUCUAUGAAACCAAAAGAAUGCAAUGAUUUUACCAUUGUUACGUAGAGUUGUUAUGCUUGUUACGUAAUAUAAUGUGGAAUUCUAGUUGUUAUUUGUUUACGCUAAUUACGUCGUUACGUUACUUUAUUAUUUGAACGCAAACCAUGAUCUUUUUUCUAAGCUUAACCAAGUAGUUUUGUUGCCUAAACCUAACCAAUGGUUCCACAAUGUUAGACAAUUUGUUAUUGUGCAUUUCUACAAGCGUGAUACGAGGUUGAUAAAAAACAAUUUAAUAAAACUUAGUUUAGUAUCAGAAACGUCAACAUUCAUCGUAUCCAGUGUUUUGCAAAAACAUACAAUGGCGAAAAAUCUUCUGCCGACUGGGUUGGCCAGAAAUCAGUUCUGUAACCACAUUUCACUUUUUGUAGUGCAAUAUUAAAUUCGUCAGCUUUUAUGUCGAGGGAACUUCCUGGGUGGCCUACAAAAUACAUCAUUCCUCCAGCACUCUAUAGGCCAAGGAUAAGACAUGAAAUAGUAGUAAAGUCUAUAGAUGGUCUUAGAGUAUGGGCUUCACUCUCCAGAUGACAUUUAUCACAAAUAGUCAGUAAACAUACAAAAAUAAAUGUGUCAUAGGAAUAUUCAUUUUCCCACUCACAGUAUUCCCAAAAGACAAAUAGUUUUUGAAGCACCAAAACUUGUGACUCUCACUUUUACUUGAAUGGAACAAGCUGUCAUUAUUUUGCUCUUUAUCAACACAUAUAAGAUGCACAUCUGUCUUAUUUAACAUCUGUUAGAUUAUGACGGUCAUGAAUGUUAUUUAUUAUCAUGAUUACAGGACACGGAGAUAGACCCAACAAACCACUAUGUUGUGACACCGAUGCAUUGCAUACGCACUGUAGCUUUGUAAUAUUUCACUGUAAUUCAUCCCUUCUGUUUUUGAGAUGUGUUACUACAUUUUGAUUUUGUAGAGACACUAGUC